Molecule: messenger RNA, 486 nt
Organism: Rotaria socialis
Lineage: Eukaryota; Metazoa; Rotifera; Eurotatoria; Philodinida; Philodinidae
Source: the annotation of a GenBank genome assembly
AUGACAUUUAGUGAAUGUGUUAAAAAAUUACAUGAUUAUUUAACACGUAGAAUUAUAAUUGCUGCUGGCAGUCUAACACGGAUAUACCUUCAUCGAAAACAUGUACGAUCAUGGCUUAUUUAUUCGAUACGUUUUCGACAACGUGAUAAUAAUAAUAAUAGUCAAAUGGUUCCGGAUCAAUUCGAAUUGCUAUCAAUGAUUGUAUUGAAUAAUUUAGAAACUGUUCAAGUACCAUUGAAAAAAACCAUCGAAAAACAAACUAAUCUCUAUUCAGAUGAUGAACAUGAAAAAGAUCAAAAUAUUCAGUACGAUAGGGAUAAUGAUUCGGAACGGAUUUUAUUCAAAACAAAUUAUGAUAAUCAACAAACAACACUUUAUUGUUUUCCAACGUACGAUUGUUUAGCGAAAUUCAGUGUUUCAUUUCCAUCAUCGUUGAUCAAUCAACAACGAGGCACCGAUCGAAUGCCUUUUCCUAGUUAUCAAUAA